Molecule: messenger RNA, 330 nt
Organism: Leptomonas pyrrhocoris
Lineage: Eukaryota; Euglenozoa; Kinetoplastea; Trypanosomatida; Trypanosomatidae
Exons: 1
Coding region: 1-330 (109 amino acids)
Source: RefSeq, a predicted model, not a curated record
AUGGUUAAGGCGCGUGCCGCGAUCGUGGUAAAGCACGCUGUGUUCAAAAACAAAAAAUAUCUCUCUCUCUCUCUCAACUGUAACGAUUCUCCGCGUCUCGAUGCUUUGACCGCAACUCAAAGCGCUCCUCGAGCGCCUCAAAAAGUGAAAAGGAAACGUCCAUAUAUAUAUAUAUGUUUAGUUCUAACCACCACUGCCACCGACAUUGAGAGGCCGGCCGCACCUCCGCGGCGCCGAGCUACACGACUGCGGCACUGUCCAGGCGUCACUACGCGGGACUGCGCGUUGUGUUGCCCGGCUCCGCGGCGCGUCUCCAUCUCUGUGUGCUAA